Molecule: messenger RNA, 6385 nt
Organism: Betta splendens (Siamese fighting fish)
Lineage: Eukaryota; Metazoa; Chordata; Actinopteri; Anabantiformes; Osphronemidae
Gene: per2
Product: period circadian clock 2
Exons: 24
Coding region: 264-4580 (1438 amino acids)
Biological process (GO): circadian regulation of gene expression; negative regulation of transcription by RNA polymerase II; entrainment of circadian clock by photoperiod
Cellular component (GO): cytoplasm; nucleus
Molecular function (GO): transcription corepressor binding; transcription cis-regulatory region binding
Source: RefSeq, a predicted model, not a curated record
CAGGGCAGAGUCCCGGUGUUAGGAAUCCUGAAGUGUGAGGAGUAGUGUGUCGGACCAGACCGGGACCGGUCCACUUUCCGCAUCCAGGACCCACGCGAUUAGAGCUUUAAAGCCAGGCUUUGUCAUACGGAGACGCGGGGACCAGCGAAGGAUCUGCUCUUCGUGAGAUCAAUCCGCAGACGCUCCCAUUCUAUUCUGCAGAACCCCUGUGAAAAUGGGGUGAUUGUGUCCUCGCAUCAUCCAGUUAACCGACACUCCUCCCGAUGUCAGAAUAUUCAGACCCCAAGUCCUAUGGCUUCCCAGUGCUGGAGGAGCAGCAUGGAGCCCGGCGGCGCCCCAGGGCGUCCACCUCAUGCGGCUCCGUGUCCAGAGGAGCCCCCGGGUCCAUGGCGCCGCUCUACGGCCGGGCUGGGCCCGACCUGGGCCUGCCCUCGGAGGGCAGCGACAGCGGCAGCCAGGACCCCCCCGGCUCGCUGGCCCGCUCCCUGCCCGAGGAGGACGUGGAGAUGAAGAGCAGCGGGUCCAGCGGCAGCGGGACCGAGUCGCACGGCAACGAGUCGCGCGGCAACGGGAGCCGCGGCGACGGCCGCGAGUCGGCGGGCAGCUCCAACGGCCGCAGCAAAGACUCGGCGCUGUUGGAGUCUUCUGAGAGCAACAAGAGCUCAAACUCCCACAGUCCGUCGCCUCCCAGCAGCUCCAACGCAUUCAGUCUGCUCAGCUCGGAGCAGGACAACCCUUCAACCAGCGGCUGCAGUAGUCAGGAGUCGGCCAAAGCCAAGAACCAGAAGGAAGUGAUCAAAACUCUGAAAGAGCUCAAGCGUCACCUGCCUCCAGAAAAGAGACACAAUAACAAGUCCACCACCUUAAACACGCUGAAGUACUCGCUGCGCUGUGUCAAGCAAGUGGAAGCCAACGAGGAGUAUUAUCAGCUGCUGAUGAUAAACGACAGCCAGCCUUCAGGCCUUGAUGUGUCUUCCUAUACCAUAGAGGAAAUAGACAGCAUUACUUCUGAAUACACCCUCAAAAACAAUGACAUUUUUGCAGUGGCGGUGUCUCUCAUCACGGGAAGGAUCGUCUACAUCUCUGAUCAGGCUGCCUCCAUCCUCAAUUGCAAACGGGACGUGUUAAAGAACACCAAGUUCGUGGAGUUCCUGACGCCGCAGGACGUCAGCGUGUUCUACAGCUUCACGACCCCGUACCGCCUGCCCUCCUGGAGCGUGUGCACUGGAGCAGAGUCAUCGCCGCCCGACUGCAUGCAGGAGAAAUCCUUCUUUUGUCGCAUCAGUGGUGGAAGAGAGUGUGAGGGUGACCUGCGGUACUACCCGUUCCGCAUGACCCCGUACCUGAUGAAGGUCCAGGACACGGUGCACGCUGAGGACCAGUUCUGCUGCCUCCUGCUGGCUGAGAGAGUUCACUCUGGUUAUGAAGCACCCAGAAUUCCAACGGACAAGCGCGUCUUCACCACCACACACACGCCGAGCUGCGUGUUCCAGGAUGUGGACGAGAGGGCGGUUCCUCUCCUCGGGUACCUCCCCCAGGAUCUGAUCGGCACAUCGGUUCUCCUCCACCUGCAUCCCAGUGACCGGCCCAUCAUGCUGGCCAUCCACAGAAAAAUUCUGCAGUAUGCAGGUCAGCCAUUUGACCACUCGUCCAUCAGAUUCUGUGCACGAAACGGAGAGUACGUGAUCCUGGACACCAGCUGGUCCAGCUUUGUCAACCCCUGGAGCCACAAGGUCUCCUUCGUCAUCGGGAGGCACAAAGUCCGCAUGGGCCCCGUGAAUGAGGACGUUUUCUCAGCCCCGGUUGCGCCUGUAAGUGAAGUGAAGACGAUGGACUCUGAGGUUCAGGACAUCACAGAGCAGAUUCAUCGUCUUCUCCUACAGCCGGUUCAUAGCAGUGGCUCCAGCGCUUAUGGUAGUCUGAACACUAAUGAUCACCUGCUGGGCGAGACCUCUUCCAGUGAGAGCCUCAACAAUGGCAGCGGGAACAAGGUGCGAGAGGAAGAGGAAUGGAGCUGCAAAACCAGACCACGCACAUUUCAAGAAAUCUGUAAAGGAAUUCACCUCCAGAAGAGCCAGGAGCAGCAGAUGAGCAAACCAGACACCAAAAGGAGCAAUGGCAAAGAGUCUGUACAGAAGAACCCAGCAGUGGUUCGGCCCAAAGACUCGGCCGCUCCUUUCAGCUGGAGGGAAACCGGGCUCACCAUGGAGGAGAAUAAGGCCCCGCCGCAGGAGGAGCUGACCUUCAACGACCAGUCCAGCUACUCCUACCAGCAGAUCAGCUGCCUGGACGGUGUGAUCAGGUACUUGGAGAGCUGCAAUGUCCCCAUCACAAUGAAGAGGAAGUGCCAGUCUUUGUCUAACACCACUUCCUCUAACUCAGAGGAGGACAAACAGAACGGGUCCGUGCAGGUGUCUGAAGAACCAGCCGCGUUGACGGAGCGGCCCGGUCUCGACAAAAAGCCCGCGGCCACGGCGGUAGUGGGCUCUUCGCUGCCCCUGCCGGUACCGGAUAAACCGGAGAGUGUGGUCUCCAUCACCAGCCAGUGCAGCUACAGUAGCACCAUAGUCCAUGUCGGAGACAAGAAACUCCACCCGGACUCAGAGAUCACAGAGGACGGACCAGGUGCAGGAGAAGCCGUGGAGUCCAGUCACAACCCGCCGGUCGUCACGUCCUGUGCUGUGUCACCCCCGAGUCACGGGAGGGAGUCCUACAAGAAACUGGGGCUGACCAAGCAGGUGCUGGCGGUGCACACGCAGAGGGAGGAGCAGGCCUUUCUGUCCCGCUUCACGCAGCUCCGCGCUCUCACCGCACUCCGAGCCGACUGCUCCCAGUAUCUGGAGCGCCACAGGGAGCGGCCCACCAGCAACGCUGUACCCGCUGCGCCCGGCAAGCAGGGCGCUGUGGCCGCGGCGCCCACCCCGCGGCGAGGAACCCGGAACAGGAAAACAAAAUCCAAGCGGGCCAAGCAGAUGGAGUCCUCAGACAGCACCGUGUCCCAUCGCACGCAGCAUCAGCAGCCGCUGCGGCCUCCCCUCCUCAACCCCACUUCCUGGUCCCCCUCCGACACCUCGCAGUCCACCUUUGCGGUAGCCUACCCCGCCGUGGUGCCGGGCUACCCCCCACGCGCGUUCCCCAGAGCCCCCUGCAACGACGCGGCUCCUCCAGGCCUGGGAGGCGGCCAGGCUCCUCCCUGCCCACCGCCGCUCCACCCCGCUCCCUUCACCAGCCCCAUGGUCACCCCCAUCGUGGCUCUAGUACUGCCCAACUACAUAUACCCCCCACAGCCACUGUACCAAGCAGAGACCGGGGGCUUCCCCGCCCAAACACAAGCUUUCGCUCAGUGCACGUUUCCAGGGCAGACCCCCCUCGCAGCUGCCGCGCCCUUCGGCGCCUCCAACCAGUUCAACCCCCAAAACCACUUCGCUCCCCAGUCCAGCAACGUGACUCCUUCCCUGUACUUUCCUUCGUCUUCGGAAGCGCCCAAGCCCCCCGCGGAGAUCCAGUCUCGCUCCUCGACGCCGCAGUCCGGGGGCGGCAGAGACCAGGCCUCCCCGCCCUUGUUCCAGUCCCGCUGCAGCUCGCCCCUCAACCUGCUGGAGCUGGAGCUGUCCGUGGAGAGGCAGGACAGCGCGGCGCUCCCCUCCGGAGCACCAGGGGCUAACGCGGCCGAGAGGGAGACGGGAGGAAGCGGAAACCAGACCACGGUGCGGGAGCUGAAGCAGCCAUCUCUCAUUCUACUUGGUCCGCCUGGACCAUUGUAUUUCGAGGGCACACCCUGUGUCUGUGAGCGUUUGUCUUGGGAUAAAGUGUGCUCUAGACUGAGAGCUUACAGCAAUGAGACAAGUUCACAAGGAGACGGGAACAACAGUGACGCCAAUUCCUCAUCCAGUGACAUGUUUGACAUCAUUCUCCAAGAGGACUCCUGCUCCGGCACCGGCUCAGCCACCUCAGGGUCCAUGGGCUCAGGGUCCAAUGGCUGCGGAACGUCAGCCAGCGGGACCUCUAAAAGCAGGACAUCAGCCAGCGGAGUCUCCGGCAGUGGAACAGGAAGCAACAAUAGUAGUAAUUACUUUGGCAGCGUGGACUCAUCCCAGAAUAGCCAGAAGGCCAAGGGUCACUCGAGCAGCAGCGAGGGGAGAGCCCUGGAGAUGGAACAGAGCGACCACUUCAUCAAGUAUGUACUGCAGGACCCGCUGUGGCUGCUCACGGCCAACACUGAACACAAGGUCAUGAUGACCUAUCAGCUGCCCUCGCGCGACAUCCAGAGCGUGCUGAAAGAGGACAGAGAAAAGCUGAGGCUGCUGCAGAAACACCAACCACGCUUCACGGAGGAGCAGAAGAAGGAGCUGGUUGAAGUCCACCCCUGGAUGAAGAAGGGCGGCCUGCCCAAGGCGUUAGACAUCACGGUGUGCUCCUGCUGUGACGCGUCCUCGGGCGCCGCGGCGGUGGAGGAGGAUCCAAUAGACCCGGACGCCGGAGACACAGAGGCUGGAGAGCUGGGCUGCAAGUGGCCCACAGAGGAGCUUUUAAACCCUGGCGCCGUCUCCAGCCACAGCCCGCCGUCUGGCAAGACAUAAAGCCGCCACUGAAAUUCAUUAGCCACCGGCCUCUUCACGUGCCCGACUGCGAGCAGCACUUAGAGGACGGACCUGCUUUACAUGAAGAACAAUAUGUAUUGGUUCCUCAUAUAAAGUCACUUCUUUUAUUUAUACUGUACCACUUUUGUUGUAGUUUAUGAUGUUUUUAUAACUUAUUGGCUGAACCAGGCGGGGUGUGUUUGGUGCUUGCAGAGACUGCUGGGUUCCACGACCGUCACCCAUUUGUGUCUGACUAGGGGAAACAUUUUGAAGCACUGAGAGCAGAGCACAAUAAUGGAAAAUGUUCACUGGCUCUGCCUGACGCUGAAGGUCAAACAUAUUUCAACCAGGCUCGACUGUUUUCUUCACAUGCCAGGAUGUGGCUCAGUGGUGUACUAGCUCUUGGGGUUUGUGCUUGAGUCUAGUAUUUUGUGACCCUACUUCCUUCAGUUUCGGCAACACUCUCCUACGUCAGCAUGCAUUGAGAACAGGUGCAGCCACUGUCAUGCAAAAACCAUCAAGCACCGCAAUGAAUGUACAAGUGCACUUUGUGGCCUGCAUGGAAAGACGAGGAAAACGAGACUCCUCUACGUUUGAUUUGUUUAACGUACGGCCUUGUGCACAGUCACUAGUUCUUUAAUACAAGUAAAAUCCCUGCCUUUGAAAUGUUUAGGUAAAACUGAAGAAGUACUAUCAGCAUAAUACUCACAGAAUAAUUACUCCAAACAAUAAACUAUUUAUUUGAUUAUUUUUAUUGACCAUGCCAGCAGCAAGCUAUAGCUGGUCACCACCAAGCUAAUACUGUACUUCAAUAUAUUCUAUGUGGCAGCUUAGUUUAUAACCAUGUAAAGUAUUUUAUAUAACAUUAAAUGGAAAUUCGUAAGUGUGAUGUUAAUUGUCCCAAUUAAUGAAGCAGGUGUGGAAAACAUCUGACACAAUCAGGUGGAGGUGGUUAUUUAAAGCUAUUUGCAGACAUCAGCCUAUUGUGUUAUACAGUUUUGAGAACUUACAUAAUUUAAUAUUUAAAUAUUCCCUAUCUCUGAUAUUUGGAGCACCUCUGGCACAUAGCUAAUGCAGCUUUAAGUGUUUUUUAUAUGUAUAGUUUUUCUGUCUCUUUUUAAAUGAAGCAUUUGUGUCUGUCAACUGUGAACCUUGCAGAUGCUUUGAUUUCUCAGUUGUCUGUUAAAGAAAAUGUUUGUGACACAUCUCAGUGCGCGUGUGAAUAUGACUAAUGAGCGUAUAUAUUUUUGUAUACAUUCAUUGUUUCUGUACAGAUGCAUGCGAUGUGGCUUCAAACCAAGGCAGGACCAAGAUGAUUAAUAUUUACUGUUAAUAUAUUUUAAACUAUGACUUAUUUGAUGAACAUGAGGACAUUUUCCAACGUGCACUGGUCUGAUGUUCAUAAGAAGAUGGUUGAGUAUAAGUCAGGAGAAUAUUCAGGUUCCACGUGUGACUCAGCAUUUAUGAGAGGAUCCUGAGCGCGCUGGGGAAAAGGCUGAUGACCGCUCACAACAAAUGUGUGGUCACUUCAGAAGUCCCAUUUAGGGUUAUUGCACGGGUGUAAAGCAGCUUGGACUCAUGCCAGGUGACUCUGUUAAUAGCUUUCCUGCACUUUGAAGCUCCUGUAAUAUAAGAGGAAGUGGAGAGGUUUUUAUUGUCAUCGCUCUUUCUCUUAUUGGAACAUACUGUACACUGACAACAAUGUGGCGUUUUCGUUUUGUUUUUAUUUUCUCUACGUUUGAAAAUGUAAAGUAUUUUUGUUCAAAAUGUUGUUUCAAAAUAAAACAUUGCCUAAUUUUUUUGAA